AUGUCCAGCGAAGACAAUGUACGAGUAGUGGUCAGAUGUAGACCGCUGUCCACUGAAUUAGAGGCCGAUCAAGAUAUAUGUGUCGAUUUGAAUAGCGACGGCCGUACCAUUCGGUUGGCUUCCCGUGAGUUUACAUUUGACCGUAUUUUCGGUUUGGACUCAACACAGGCUCAAGUAUUUCGUGAAUCGGCUCAGUAUAUAGUCGACUGUGUUGUUCAGGGAUAUAAUGGCACUAUCUUUGCUUACGGCCAGACAGGAACCGGCAAAACAUAUACAGCAUCGGCUAUACUAUUGAAUAGUUUUGAUCACAUAUUUGAUUAUAUAUCCAAAAGUGCAAACGACACCAAAUUUCUGGUCAGAGCUUCGUUUUAUGAGAUAUACAAUGAAGAGAUCAGAGACCUACUGUGCAAAAACAAUUUAAAACCACUGGAGCUGAAAGAGUCGACACAAUGCGGUGUUUAUGUAAAAGAUUUGUCGUGUUAUGUGGUCAACAGUGUCUCGGAUUUGACAAAACUAAGACAAUUGGGCGAAAAACAGCGAUCAGUGGCCGCAACUAAUAUGAAUAGAGAGUCGAGUCGGUCGCACACCAUCUUUACGAUAACCGUCGAAAUGAUUAUCGGAAACGAUUCGAAAACAUCAUCGCUAAGAGUCGGUAAAUUCAAUUUAGUCGAUUUGGCCGGAUCUGAGAGACAGUCCAAAACGGGUACAUCUGGCGAUCGGCUGAGAGAAGCGGCCAAAAUCAACCUAUCGUUGACAUCAUUAUCGCUAGUUAUCGCCGCUCUUACCGAUAGUAAAGCAACACAUAUUCCCUACAGAAAUUCAAAGUUAACCCGUAUUUUAUCGGAUUCAUUGGGAGGAAACUCAAAGACAUUACUAAUUGCUUGCAUUGGUCCGGCAAAGAUGAAUAUCGACGAAAGUUUAAGUACACUUAGGUUUGCAAGUAAUACAAAACAUAUCAAAAAUAAAGCCAUUAUUAAUGAGGACACCAAAGAUGCUCUAUUAAGAAGAUUUCAAAAACAAAUCGAUGAACUCAAACAUCAACUGGAACUGGAAGGUGAUGUCGAUAUGGAUAACAAUGAUACCAAUGAUGCUAAUAAUAAUAAUGAUGAUAAAAAUGGUGAAUCAAAUGGUAAGCCAAUGAUACCGAACGAGAUUCUGGAGAAACUCAAGAGUUUGGAGAAUAAGAUUUGUUUUGGCGGCGAAAAUCUCAUCGAAAAGGCUGAACUACAACAACGAUUGAUUGCCGAAAGUGAAACUGAAUUACAAGAAAGACGUGAAAAAGAAAGACAACUACAGCUAACUCUUGAGCUAAGACAACAAGAAUUUCUCAGAAUUGAAGAGACUUACGGAACACUUCAGGAGGAAGUGAUGGCAUUAAAUAAAAAACUUAAAAAAGCAUUUUAUUUUUUAAAAGAUGCAAAAAGUGAAUUAAGUGAUACACAAUGUGAUUAUGAAAAACUACACGAAGAUCUAUUGGAUUCAAUACGUACGGCUAAUAAGGAAAUCAAAUUAACUAAUUGUCUAAUCAAUCAUUAUAUACCUGAUUCAAAACUAGAAAUAAUACACAACUCUGUCGCCUAUAAUGAUUUGGUGGGCGAGUGGCAGCUCAGGUGUAUUGCAUAUACCGGUAAUAAUAUGCAACAGAAAUCAAUUGAUCAAAGUGUUUCACAAUCGCAAACUAAUUUGGAUCUGCAAAAUGUUUAUCUAACAUAUAAUAAAUAUUAA
Messenger RNA from Oppia nitens, 1725 nucleotides. Its product is annotated as kinesin-like protein KIF3A. Gene Ontology annotation, biological process: microtubule-based movement. The coding region runs from base 1 to 1725 and encodes 574 amino acids. NCBI's taxonomy places the organism in Eukaryota, Metazoa, Arthropoda, Arachnida, Sarcoptiformes, Oppiidae. The record is from RefSeq and is a predicted model, not a curated record. The transcript has 10 exons. Gene Ontology annotation, molecular function: ATP binding; microtubule binding; microtubule motor activity.